AUGCGAAUGAUUGGACGGUACUCCAGCAACGGAUACGGAGAAGGGGACUUAGGUUUUGCGCGUAUGGAACUAGAUGUGGAUGAACUUUGUUUAAGUAAACCUGGAUCUAUCGAGGGACUCGUGGACUUACUCAAUGUCACUACACUAGACGCUUUCGAGGUGGUAGGGGCAUUACUGGCCCCAGAGGAUUUGGGAGUACUUUCAUUACCCAGUGAGGAAUCUACAGAUGGCGCAGAUGUUAACCUAAGCGUCACACUGGGCUCAGUUGGCGUUAGAAUCUGCGAGGCAGCAAUGACUACCACGGGUAAUUUCGCUACCGGUUCGGAUCUCACGGAUGGUGGUAAAGCAGAACUUGUUGCUGGUCUACUAUAUUCCCUCCGGGAAAAGCGGUCCUUCGCGUCUUACAACUUGCAGGACUUGAAAAACGAGGCAGCAGUGGUUCUUGAAGCAAAUCGCGCUGAAUGUAAUUGCAGUGAUGAAGUGUUGCAAUUCAUGGAUCCAAGUCAUGUGAACAGCAUAGCAGAUUUGAUGCGCGUGCUUGCAGACGAUUAA
Necator americanus (New World hookworm) is the source of this 552-nucleotide messenger RNA. RefSeq lists its product as uncharacterized. Lineage: Eukaryota; Metazoa; Nematoda; Chromadorea; Rhabditida; Ancylostomatidae. The record is from RefSeq and is a predicted model, not a curated record. Bases 1 to 552 code for a protein of 183 amino acids. The transcript has 4 exons.